AAUCCAUCUUACUACUGUAUGAUUCUUUCAAGCAAAAACACCAUUCUAUUUUGCCACGUGCGGUAUAGUAUAAAAAUUACUGCCCAAGCGCACUAUAAUACUCUCGGAGGUGUAAUGGUCACGGAAUUACGUUGAACCGAGUAUCCCUCUGUUCGGUUGAUGCCUUGCUCCGUAACCACGACAAACACAAAGACGCGCAAAAGACUACAGUACACGUAGAUCAAACACCCAGCAAUAAUUUCCCUCGACAUGGGCAGUUCUGAUCUUCAUCGAAGCUCGCAGUCAUCCGGAAGAACUGUCUCACUGCAUCUAAAUUGUAACGGUCUCAGCCGAAAAUAUUGAAAACUAGCUGAGCGACUACUACGAGUAUCCGAAGAUGGAGAAGAAGUGAUCGAAAAGGGGCUAUUUCAGCUAGCUGCAAUAGCUUCUUAUAUGGGUCCCUGGUCGAGAUAUUCUCCUCUUCAAACACCAGACCCAGAUACCGGCACCAUGAAUAUUGAACAGACCAGUUCUUUUGCGCCGUUGAGUCGAACACCUCCAAAUCAGCCAGCGUUGCCUCCGUCGCCUCCGCCUACCAAAAAAAGCUCAACAUCAACGAGCAUCGCGUCGGUCCGAGAUCUGCAGCAUUAUUGUAAAGAUCACUCCCUGUUGGAUGAAGUCAAAGCGAAUGAGUAUACAAAUAUCCCCCUCAGCAAGACCUUCCAACCACAUUACCACAUCACUAGGAUUGAGCAGUUUAUUCGCUGCUUCGACUGCUAUCCGACCAGCAUUCUCGUUCGCAUGCCGUCGCCAAUUCUUGAAUUUGUAAUUAGCGGCUUGGAGCGGGAGUACACGAUCCAGCAAUUCCUAUGCGGUGGCAAGUGGCAGGAUGUCAAAUUAGGUCGCUCAUCCCGUGUAUUCCUCGACAACAAGAAUGAAAGCCGUCAACCUGACAUAAAAUUUCGGCACAAACAACAACACAUUCCCCGAGUUAUUAUAGAGGUGGCGUACACUCAGACCGAAAAAGGGUUGGACGCACUCGCCUCGGACUAUAUUCUGAAGUCUGAUGGGGAGAUCAAGACAGUAAUCGGCGUGAACCUCAAUCCGUGGGGGAAGCCAUCUACCGUUCAAGAAUGGAAGGCGGUAAUAACCGAUUCGGAUGAUCCGGAGUAUGAUGAGGAAUUACGAGUCGAAAGAGGUCCUAAAAAGGUUUUUCGGGAGGCGGACGGCUCUCCAGCCAACGAAGAAGAAUGUAUUACGAUCCCAUACUCUGAUUUCAGCGACGAUUCCAAUGCUCAGGAACCCGGCAUAUCUAUAAGUCUGCAGAAAAUUUUCGAAAUUUAUGGCGGGGCUGAAGAUAUGAACACUCGAAGCGAGGUGGAGGAAGUAGACCGGCCUACGAAACGUGUGAAGUGUAUUGGCCGCACUCCAAGCCCCAUUGAACAGCUUAAGCCAGAAGCCGAAGCAAAAUUUCUCGCAGCCGAGAAGGCCGCCGAGGACGUCGGAAUUUGAGCCAUUAACAGACGAUGAGCAUGAGUCACAAUCAAGCAAGUAGAAGAGAUGAAGAGUUUGUGCUAGACCGGCACGUGUAGGUUUUGUAUGAUAUACAUAUGUCAUACGGCAAGAGCUGUGGCAAACAGACGGCCCAGAUGACGCUUUAGACAAUAUUCUCGAGAAGAUUUUGAUGUUGAAGGCCCAAGUUGAUGUGCAAAAAUCACACCAAUACACUGCAAAUAUGCUGCGACAGCGCACAUUGAGUAAUCGAUCCCCUCCGAAGCAAAACGCUAUUAUUUCCAGCAAAAACGGCUUCAUAUUUUGGAAGACAACAGGCGUUUGUUCCAGCGGUUCGUAGGGUGCGAAAAGUCGGCCUAGUGCACUGUGUCCUCCGUCAGGCUCUCCUCUGCGCUGCUGCUACUGCUUCUUGUGACCGUGCUUCCCCGUCUGCUACAGUUCGUUGUAAAAGUCAUAUUGGCGUCGGAUAGUCCUUUAUUCCAAGUCUUCCUACGCACUUGGUGGCUUCCCGGGUGGGAGAGGUGGAAGAAUUGUUAGACUAAAUCUGUAAUUAGGAGAGAAUAGUUGUCUUGCUAUCACAGGUUCGUCCAUUGUGGAAAGCGAGCUUGUAUAUUGAUUUUCAAGAGGCAGGAUACUCGCAAACAGUAUCUCGUUUAUUUAUAGUAGAUGAUAAAAUUUCGAUCAAUGCUUUACCCUGAACGCCAACUUCCUUUAUAUAUAGAGUGAUCCUUAGUCUAAAAUGAAAAUGAAGAAGCACUGGCCUGCACACGUUGGCCCUUAGAACGAGAAAUUGAAAUCUUGAUGCGCAUCAAAUAAUGUGGCC
[Torrubiella] hemipterigena is the source of this 2314-nucleotide messenger RNA. The record is from the annotation of a GenBank genome assembly. NCBI's taxonomy places the organism in Eukaryota, Fungi, Ascomycota, Sordariomycetes, Hypocreales, Clavicipitaceae.